AUGUCUGCUCUUAUCGCAACAUCUCCUGACCUGUUGGUGUCUGAGUUCCCUGACCAGUCGACAUCCAAGUUUCCUGACCAGCCAGCCUCCAAAUUCCCUGACCCACCAGCCUUCAAGUUCCCUGACCUGCCAGCCUCCGAAUUCCGUGACCAGCUGGCCUUUCUUCAGACCUGCCUGUGGUCUCAGUGUCUCCAGACCUGCCCACAGCCUCACCAGCCUCCCAGCAACACGCUCCAGCGCUGGCCUCCCAGCAACAUGCUCUUGUGCCAUUAUUGGCAUCAUGUGCCACAUCCUUUUCCUGUGCUGGAUGACCGUCCUUUCAAGUUCCAGGCUCAGCCAGCCACCCAGCCUUUCCAGUUCUCUGCCCUGCCGACCGCCCCAAAACCUUCAGACAUUUCCAGUUAUAUUGUAGGAAAAGCUAUUUGUGCAGAGACAGAGGAUGAACAGGGUGUGAAUGUGAGCGAUACUGCUGUGAGUGUUCUGAACAGCAGCCUGACCACAGUCUUCGUCCCUCUCGUUUACAUCUUCAUCUUCAUUGUGGGGUUGCCCACCAACACCAUGGCCGUCUGGGUGUUCCUCUUCAGAACGAAGAAGAAGCAUCCAGGGUCCAUCCUAAUGGCCAAUCUAGCGCUGUCUGACCUGCUGUUCAUCAUGUGGCUCCCACUGAAGAUCGCCUACCACUUCAACGGCAACGACUGGGCCUUUGGGGAGCCACUGUGUAAAGUUCUAGUGGGGUUUUUCUAUGGGAAUACAUACUGCUCCACUAUCUUCAUAGCAUGCAUCAGUGCCCAGCGCUACUGGACGAUUGUGCACCCACUUUCUCAGAAACUGAAUAACCAGGUAAUAGUGUGUAUAUGUGUUUGUGUGUGGAUUGUAGUCUGGGUCCUCACUGUACCGCUCUACCUGUAUAACCAGACUGUUAAAAUCCUCAAUCUCAACAUAACCACCUGCCACGAUGUCAAUCGCCGCAAUCAAACACAUUUCCCUGUUGGAUAUUUCCUGACCAUGGGCACUGUGGGAUAUGGAGUUCCCUGUGUGGUCUGUAUAGUGUCCUACCUGCUGACCUUUCGCUCCCUCAGCAGGUCCGUAAUGGAUACCAGCGGCAAAAAGAAGAAAAAGAAGGCUAUAAUCCUCAUGAUUACUGUGCUGGUGAUGUUCCUGGUCUGCUUCACUCCCAGUAACAUCAUGCUGAUGGUGCAUUACUCUCUGCUGGGUGUAGAGCAUCAGAAUUAUGUCUAUUUUAUCUACAUGGUUGCUCUGUGUCUGGGCAGCCUGAACAGCUGCCUGGACCCGUUUGUGUAUUAUUUUAUCUCGGAGGAGUUCAGAGAUCAUUUGAUGAACUCGCUGAUGUGCCGUAGUGAACGUACAACCAAACAGAUGAUGGUUUCCUCCAGACCUUUAAAGGUCACAGGAGAAAUUCCAAUGUUUCCAACAAACACAACAACAUCUACCGUGGAACAUCCAAUCGAAGAUUCUCUGAAUGCAGCACAAGAUUAG
This is a messenger RNA of Colossoma macropomum (tambaqui), 1497 nucleotides long. RefSeq names its product proteinase-activated receptor 2-like. NCBI's taxonomy places the organism in Eukaryota, Metazoa, Chordata, Actinopteri, Characiformes, Serrasalmidae. Gene Ontology annotation, molecular function: thrombin-activated receptor activity. Gene Ontology annotation, cellular component: membrane. The record is from RefSeq and is a predicted model, not a curated record. The coding region runs from base 1 to 1497 and encodes 498 amino acids. Gene Ontology annotation, biological process: positive regulation of Rho protein signal transduction; phospholipase C-activating G protein-coupled receptor signaling pathway; thrombin-activated receptor signaling pathway. The transcript has 3 exons.